This is a messenger RNA of Polyodon spathula (Mississippi paddlefish), 2702 nucleotides long. RefSeq names its product cytochrome b-245 heavy chain-like. Gene Ontology annotation, molecular function: superoxide-generating NAD(P)H oxidase activity. Gene Ontology annotation, cellular component: NADPH oxidase complex; plasma membrane. Gene Ontology annotation, biological process: defense response; superoxide anion generation. NCBI's taxonomy places the organism in Eukaryota, Metazoa, Chordata, Actinopteri, Acipenseriformes, Polyodontidae. The record is from RefSeq and is a predicted model, not a curated record. The coding region runs from base 66 to 1766 and encodes 566 amino acids. The transcript is spliced from 13 exons.
CUUGUGAGGCAGUUAUAUUGCCAGCUGCAGUGCUGAGCACCAGAAUCAGUUCAUUUCCUUUCAGCAUGGGCAACUGGGUGGUAAACGAGGGACUUUCUAUCUUAGUCAUUUUGGUAUGGCUUGGGAUCAAUAUAUUCCUCUUCGUGUAUUAUUAUAUAGUCUACCUAGAUGAACGGUUCUACUACACAAGGGUCCUGAUUGGGGAUGCAUUAUCCUGGGCCCGGGCUCCUGCAGCCUGUCUGAAUUUCAACUGUAUGCUCAUCCUUCUACCAGUCUGCAGAAAUCUACUGUCCUUCGUCAGAGGAUCUUGUAAAUGCUGCAGUCGGAACAUUAUGAGACAGCUGGACAGAAACAUCACCUUUCACAAACUGGUUGCUUACAUGAUAGCCUUUCACACUGCUAUACACAUUAUAGCUCAUUUGUUUAACUUUGAGAGGUUCAUGGACGCCCAGUUGGAAAAAAGUAAAACUAUUGCAUAUGUGCUUUCACAGAUUGGCAAUGGAGAUAAUAGGCUUUAUUUGAACCCUAUAAGAACAAAUGAUACAAAUCCAACAUUUGUGGCUUUCACAACCGUGGCUGGACUAAGUGGAGUUGCCAGUACUUUAGCUUUAAUCUUAAUUAUUACGUCAUCCAUGGAGGUCAUCCGGAGGUCUUACUUUGAGGUCUUCUGGUUUACCCAUCAUCUCUUUGUCAUCUUUUUCAUUGGGCUGGUCAUUCAUGGAAUCGGGGAAAUAGUACGUGGCCAAACUGCAAGCAGCGUUCUUCUAAACAAACCAAGCGACUGUGAAUCUCAAUAUGAAAACUGGGGGAACAUCCCUGAAUGUCCCAUACCUGAGUUCACAGGAAACCCUCCAAUGACAUGGAAGUGGGUGAUUGGCCCCAUGGUUUUGUACAUGUUUGAAAGGUUGGUGAGAUUCUGGCGCUCAAAACAAAAAGUCGUCAUCACAAAGGUGGUUAUUCAUCCUUCCAAAACACUUGAGCUGCAGAUGAAGAAGAAGGGGUUCAAGAUGGAGGUUGGCCAGUAUGUUAACCUUCAGUGCCCCUCUGUCUCCCAGCUGGAGUGGCACCCCUUCACCCUGACGUCUGCCCCGGAAGAAGAUCACUUCAGUGUUCACAUCCGAAUAGUUGGCGACUGGACACAGCAGCUGUUUGAGGCUUGUGGGGGUGAAAAAAAGGAGUUCCAAGAAGCAUGGAAGCUGCCAAAAAUGGCUGUUGAUGGACCCUUUGGUACGGCCAGUGAGGAUGUGUUUCGAUAUGAAGUGGUCAUGCUUGUGGGGGCUGGAAUUGGAGUCACUCCAUUUGCUUCUGUCCUCAAGUCGGUCUGGUACAGAUACUUCAACAACGACACCGGUUUAAUACCUAAAAAGAUCUACUUUUACUGGCUGUGCAGAGAGACCAACGCGUUUGAGUGGUUUGCUGAUCUAUUGCAGUCCCUGGAGACUCAGAUGCUGGAGAAGGGCAACGCAGACUUCCUAAGCUACAGAAUCUAUCUGACUGGCUGGGAUGAGGCUCAGGCCGCCCAUUUUACUGUCCAUCACGAAGAGGAGAAUGAUCCAAUAACAGGACUCAAGCAGAAAACACUUUACGGCCGACCCAACUGGGAGAACGAAUUCAAAACCAUUGCAGGCAACCAUCCAGGUGCCAGGAUUGGAGUGUUUUUAUGUGGCCCUGAGGUUCUUGCGAAAUCCCUGAGCAAGCACAGCAUCAACUACUCGGACGCUGACCCGCGAGGAGUGCACUUCAUCUUCAACAAGGAGAACUUCUAACCACUGCCUGAUCGAGGAGGGGGAGUGGGAGAGUAGGGCCUGUACUUGCUUAGGCUCUUAAAUAUUCAAGCUGCUCAGCUGUGAGCUGCUGCCUACAGCAAACAUGCUGGCACUGAGCAAAAUGGUGCUUUGCUUGUUUAAUCUGUUUCAUUGCAAAUGGAAUGUUAAUUAUCUGUGAAAGUGUGCAAACUGGUUUGAAGGAUGUUUAGUUAAUCUAAGUUUUUAUUUCAUUUCUAAAACUUUAAACUUGUGCUUUUAUCAGAAGGGUUACUGUUGGGAUGAAAAGCUAUCACUGUAGCCCUGCUAUUUGUAUAUGCCCUGCAUUGGUAAGCUUGACAUAAAAGGCCAUAUGUCAUUUUUAUUUUAUUUUGUAUUGUUUUUAAAUGUGUGUAGCUAUAGAGGGGCCGGAGGUUGAUUUGUAUAAACGUACCUAAAAAAUUAACCUGGAAAACAUGGAACAUUUGUUGUUUAAGUUGAAAUAGAGUACACUUUAAAUCCACUUUCUAAAUCUUUAAAAUGAGGUUUUGUAGAGCUCAUAUUCACCUAUCUACUAUUAAAGACAUAGACUCCCAUUUUUCACCGUACUGUAAUAAGACAUGACUGCUUUAUUUUAUAAGGUGGGGGAGAUCCUGCAAUCAUAAUUUCAGCAUUUACACCUGUUUCAUAUUGUAAUUAGACUAAAAACCUCUACACUGGUUGUACAUUCCACCAGUUUUUAAUUUGUAUUUUAAUAUUUGCUGCUUUGCUACGUCUAAAAAAGCCUGUUGAAAUCUGGUAUUACAGGCUUGAAAACAGUUUUAAGCAGCCAUUAUCCUCACCUUUUUGUCAUAUUUCAAAUUUAGAAUUUAGUCAUGGCAGGGAUAUGUACACUCAGGAGUCACAUUCAGGAGUUACAAUAUAUAUCGAUGUUAUGAGCAUCAACAAUUUACUCAAAGC